This is a messenger RNA of Tinamus guttatus (white-throated tinamou), 2762 nucleotides long. NCBI's taxonomy places the organism in Eukaryota, Metazoa, Chordata, Aves, Tinamiformes, Tinamidae. The record is from RefSeq and is a predicted model, not a curated record.
AUGGGGGAGAGGCACAUGGAGCUCCCUGUCCCCUGGGAUGUGCUCCCGGGAUGCGGUGGGCGCCCGGAUCGCCGGGCGGCCCGGGAGGGGAUUCCUCGGGAGCGGGGGCUGCCUUGGGGCGCCGACGUGCGGCGCUCGCACGGGCUGUGCCCCCGAUUCCGGCCUGUGGACGCGAUGCCAGGCGAUGCCCAGGGCGAUGCCCAGUGCUGGGACCAAGAAAGACGAACGCCUCUGCAUGCUGCUGCCUACGUAGGAGACGUCGCAAUCCUCGAGCUCCUCAUCCUGUCAGGUGCUAACGUGAACGCGAAGGACACGGUCUGGCUGACCCCCCUGCACCGCGCGGCGGCCGCGCGCAACGAGAUCGAUGAACCAAAUUCCUUCGGUAACACUGCACUUCACAUUGCCUGUUACAUGGGCCAAGACGCCGUGGCCAACGAGCUGGUCAACUACGGCGCCAACGUCAAUCAGCCCAACGAGAAGGGCUUCACCCCACUGCACUUUGCUGCCGUCUCCACCAAUGGGGCCCUGUGCCUGGAGCUCCUCGUGAACAACGGAGCCGACGUCAACUUCCAGAGUAAGGAAGGGAAGAGCCCUCUGCACAUGGCUGCCAUUCACGGGCGGUUCACGCGCUCCCAGAUCCUCAUCCAGAACGGCAGUGAGAUUGACUGUGCUGACAAAUACGGCAAUACCCCCCUCCACGUUGCUGCUAGAUAUGGCCACGAGCUGCUAAUUAGUACUUUGAUGACGAAUGGUGCUGACACUGCAAGGCGUGGGAUCCACGACAUGUUCCCUCUGCACUUAGCUGUUCUCUUUGGAUUUUCAGACUGUUGUCGUAAGCUACUUUCCUCAGGUGAGCAGAACGUUGAAUGUCUUAAUUUGCUGUUGAGCAGUGGUGCUGACUUGAGGAGGAGAGAUAAGUUUGGGAGAGCAGAGACUCAUUCAGGAAACAGCCAUGACACAGACGAGGAGCCCCUGAAGGAGUCGAGGCUGAAGGAGGCAUUCUUUUGUUUAGAGUUCUUACUGGAUAAUGGUGCUGACCCAUCCCUCCGGGACAAGCAGGGCUAUACUGCUGUCCACUAUGCAGCUGCGUACGGCAACAGGCAGAACCUGGAGCUGCUCCUGGAAAUGUCUUUUAACUGCCUGGAGGACGUGGAAAGCACCAUUCCAGUCAGCCCUUUGCACUUAGCUGCCUAUAAUGGUCACUGUGAAGCCCUAAAGACACUUGCCGAAACCCUCGUGAACCUCGACGUGCGGGACCACAAGGGGCGGACAGCGCUGUACCUCGCCACGGAGAGAGGCUCCACGGAGUGCGUGGAGGUGCUCACCAGCCACGGUGCCUCCGCCCUGGUCAAGGAGAGGAAGAGGAAGUGGACGCCCCUCCACGCCGCAGCUGCCAAUGGGAACACGGAUUCCCUGCACCUCCUGAUAGACAGCGGGGAUCGGGCGGACAUCACCGACGUCAUGGACAUCCACGGCCAAACCCCGCUGAUGCUGGCGAUCAUGAACGGCCACGUCGACUGCGUCCACCUCCUGCUGGAGAAGGGCUCCACGGCCGACGCCGCAGACAAGAGGGGCAGGACCGCCCUGCAUCGAGGGGCUGUGACGGGCUGCGAGGAGAGCCUGGCCGCCCUGCUGGACCACGAUGCCUUCGUUCUGUGUCGGGAUUUCAAGGGCCGGACCCCGAUCCACUUUGCGUCGGCGUGCGGGCACUUAGAAAUCCUGCGGACCCUGCUGCAGGCAGCCCUCUCUACUGACCCUCUGGACUCCGUGGUGGACUACAGUGGUUACUCACCGAUGCACUGGGCUUCGUAUAGCGGGCAUGAAGAUUGUCUUGAAUUGUUACUUGAACACAAUCCAUUUGCGUACCUAGAAGGAAACCCCUUUACUCCAUUGCACUGUGCAGUAAUUAACAACCAGGACGGCACUGCUGAAAUGCUGGUGGAAGCAUUAGGUGCCAAGAUUGUUAAUAGCAGAGAUGCCAAAGGAAGGACUCCCCUUCACGCUGCUGCCUUUGCAGACAACAUCCAUGGUUUACAGCUGCUUCUGCGCCACCAGGCCGAGGUGGACAUGACUGACAAGCUGGGGAGGACUCCCCUCAUGGUGGCUUCCGAGAACGGGCACACCGCCGCGGUCGAGUUCCUGCUGUACCGAGCAAAAGCAAAUAUAACUGUGCUGGAUGUCAACAAGAACACAGCUCUUCACCUGGCCUGCAGCAAGGGUCAUGAAAAGUGUGCCUUGUUGAUCCUGGGGGAAACCCACGACCUUGGCCUUAUCAAUGCAAGUAACAGUGCUCUGCAGAUGCCGCUCCACAUCGCCGCCCGCAACGGCCAGGCCGCCGGCGUGCCGGCCCUUUGGCCACCCGGCAGGGCCCUCACGGCCGUCCCCGCCGCAGGUCACACCCCCGCCUUGGCCUGCGCCCCCAACAAGGACGUUGCCGACUGCCUGGCACUUAUCCUCUCCACCAUGAAGCCUUUCCCGCCUAAAGACGCCAUCAGCUCGUUCAGCUUCAACCUCCUCAAGAACUGCGGCAUCGCGGCCAAGACGGCCGCCUGCGGCCCCCUGCCCAACGGCGGCAGCUGCCCCUACGGCAAGGAGCGGCACGGCGCCAUCGGCCUGGACGGCUGUUACUCGGAGUAGCGCAAGCGAUGGGUGACCUAAUAUCUUAUUAUAUUUAUUUAGAAAUUCUAUAAAUAUAGGGCACUUUAAAGGAGAACAAGACUGGGCGGCCCUUCCAGAGCGGCCCCACAGGCCGGGAGUUCAGA